CAGGGUCACCCGGCUGAGGUUCGAUUUGAACUUCCUUUUCUGGCUGCCCAACAGCCGGCAAAGAAGAGAAAAGGCCCCUGUGAGCCCUUCACAAACGUCCUAUUUGCUCCUCCCAGCCACCCAGCAGAGCCGAGGCUAAGAGGGGAAGUGACUUGCCCAGGGUCACACAGCCAGGUCCCCCGGGAGACUGGAUUCGAGUGGGGGGAAGGGGGACGUUCCGGGGAGCCCGAGCGAACUGAGGCUGCUCCUGCACAAGGUCCGGGCCUCGGGUUCCGAGGUUCGCUUAUCCCUCCCAGCGCGAUUUCGGCGGGGGCGCUCCAUCCCUGGCCGGCUGCCUGGCUGCCCGGCCCUUCCCGGUCCGGAAGGUGGAGGCGCCCAGCGGUGAUCCCUGCUCAGGUCGCAGGACAGGCGGGAGGGAACUCUUCCGCGCCCCCGAGCCUGCUCCGCCCUCUCGUGCCCCGCCCCCAAGCUCAGCUCCAAUACAAAGAAGAGCUGGUGCUCCCGGCGGCCUCCAACGUAAAGGCUCCGGAGGCAGCGCGGUGGCUGGAUGGCGCCUUCCCCCGCGGGUCCCGGCCCCGAAACCCCGGAGGAGGAAGGGGAGCCCCGUGAGAGCAGUGGGGUCGGGCGCCUCGGGGUGAUCUCCAAGCUCUGCUACGGCAUCGGCGGGGCCCCCAACCAGGCCGCCUCCAGCGCUAGCGCCUUCUACCUGCACCUGUUCCUGCUGGAUGUGGCCGGGGUUCCCGCCGCCCAAGCCUCCGCGCUCCUGUUUGUGGGGAAGCUGGCCGGGGCGGCGGCGGACCCCGUGGCCGGGUUCAUUAUCAGCCGCAGCCCGAGGACGCACCUGGGCCGCCUGAAGCCCUGGAUCCUGGGCUGCUCGCCCUUCCUGGCGCUCGCCUACUUCUUCCUGUGGUUCCUGCCCCCCAUCGCCCACCUGCAGGCUCUCUGGUACGGAGCUUCCUACAGCCUCUUCCAGGCCCUGUCCACGCUGCUGCAGGUCCCGUACUCGGCCCUCACCAUGUUCCUCACUCAGGAUCAGCAGGAGCGAGAUUCAGCCACGGCCUACCGGAUGACCAUGGAGAUGGCUGGGACCCUGAUCGGAGCCACCGUGCACGGGCUCAUCGUGGCCGGCGCCCACGAGGCGCCCAGGUGCCCGGAGGCCAACGUCACUGCGCCCGGGCUCUCCCAGCGCACGAGCCAGCUCUACAUGAUCGCCGCUGGGGUCAUCGCAGGGACCUUCCCGCUGUGCGCCGCCCUGCUCACCCUGGGGACCCGAGAGGAAGACGAUGCCUCCGUCCUCGGGCCGCAGAGUGUCCCCUUCGUCCGGGGGCUCGGCCACACGCUCCGGCACCAGCCCUACCAGAGGUUCGCGGCUUCCUUCCUGCUCAUCUCGGCCGCCGUGCAGGUCCAGCAGAGCUACCUCGUCCUGUUCUGUACGCACGCGGCGCCCCUGCACAGCCACAGGCAGAAUCUGGUGCUGCUGGUGCUGGUGGCGGCUGUGCUCAGCACCCCGCUCUGGGAGUGGUUCCUGAACCGAGUUGGGAAGAAGACGGCGGCCUACGGGAUCGCGGCCAUGGUGCCCUCCGCGAUCCUGCUGGCCGCCGCCCCCUCGGCCCCCGUGGCCUACGUCGUGGCCUUCGUGUCUGGCGCCAGCAUCGCCGUGGCCAACCUGAUGCCCUGGUCCAUGCUGCCCGACAUCGUGGACGACUUCAGGCUCCGGGAGACGCCCCUGGAGGGCCUCGAGACCAUCUUCUACUCGUCCUUCGUCUUCUUCACCAAGCUGGCGGGCGCCACGGCCCUGGGCAUCUCCACCCUGAGCCUGGAGUUCUCAGGGUAUGAGGCUGGCGCCUGCAAGCAGUCGGAGCAGGUGGCCCUGGCACUCAAGGUGCUCAUCGGAGCUGUCCCCACGAGCAUGGUGCUGGCCGGCCUGGGCAUCCUGUCGGUUUACCCCAUCACGGAGCAGCGGCGCCAGGACACGGCCCUCUCGCUGGACAGGCUGAGGAAGGAGGCUCCAGCAGAGCAGCAGCCACAGGCAGCCCCUGCGGCAGAGGCCCCCCCACGGGCCUCCCCAUCUGGCUUCUGCAGGCCUUUGGACCAGAAUGGCGGGGGCAAAAGGGAGGCCCCUGCUCAUGCCAGGAGGUGCCAGAGCUGAUGCCACCGCCAUCUGCUCUUUUAAGCGCCUCCCUUCCAGCUUAGAAUCCAUCAGGCCAGGCAAUGGGGGUUCAGUGACUUGCCCAGGGUCACACAGCUAAGAAAUGUGUCUGAGGCCAGACUGGAACCCAGGACCUCCCCAUCGGCUCUCCAUCCACAGAGCCACUUGGCUGCCUCCUUCCAGCCAUGAUGUUCCAUUGAUUCCCCCUCCCCCGCUUUGCUAUUGCUGGGAAGAUGGACUCAACCUCCCCAUUCUGCAGCACCACCACCUAGGAGGCAGCCUGGAUUUCUCCCUGACUUCCCAGGCCUGCACCCCCACCAAGCUGCUCCCAAAGCCCCGGAUUUCCCUCUGCAGCACCUCCAACGACCUCCUCCUGUCUUCUGAUCUUGCCUCCCCCCAGAGCUGGCCCAGGCACCAAAAGGACCUGGGUGAAGCCCUGCCCCCCCCAGGCAAUCACUGAACCCCUGGUGCCUCCUCCUCCUCCCCAUGGGUUCUUGGCCACCUCCCCACCCCCACCCCCACCCGGUGCCUGGAGCCCUCCUCCUCCAGGAAGCCUGCAGCCUGGCCUGGGCUUUCCCUUUUCUCAUCUCCCGUGAUCCUGUGUGGAGCUUGUUUUACAGACUCGUGUACAGUGUGGCCGGCCCCCAUCAGACUGUCCAGUGCCUCGUUUUGUACCCGGCUCCGCACGUAGUAGGCGCUUAAUCAAUGUUUAGCCACUCAUUGAUGGAGCCUUUCUCAGGUUUCCGGCAUUGCCGAAAUGGAAGCGGGUGGCUGCGGGAGGAGCCUAGCCCGGCUCGCUCCCGCCUCAUCCCUCGUCCGGGAGCGCUUCUCUUUCGGAAAUCGGCCCGGGGCGACCGCGCAAACUUGGCUGCUCCGGGUGGUGGGCCGGCAGAGGCAGCCGGACCCAGCCGAAGGGCUUGGUGGCUGGGGGGAGGCCCGCCGCGGGCUCCUCUUCUACAGGGGGAGGGAGGCAGGGAGGCAGCUGAGCCAGGUGGUCGGGCAGUCCCCAGCCGGAGGGGGCGGUUCCUUCAGUCCGCUGCGGAGCUCCGAGGCUCCCCCGCUCUGCUCACUUCCCUCGGCAGCAUGAGGGCACUCAGGGCGACUUUCUGGCUCUUGUCUGGAGACCCGCAUUCUAACCGGAGUCGGGCCUGCUUCUGCGGCUCCCACCGAGCCUCUCCCCGGGCUGUCCAGUGGCACCCGCCCCGCCCCUCGGCAGCUGAGUUUCCUGCAAGUUUCCCGUUUGACCCCCAGCCCCAGCCUCACAAUAGACCUAGAACGGCCGACAGUCUCCUGUUGAGCACCCUGUUCUGUGUUCCGAGCUUCUCCCAUAGUAGGAAAGCCCGGAGCGGCCCCUUUCCUUUUGUCUUCAUCCCCAAGCUCGUCAGCAGAGGAGCCACCCACAGGGUCUGGCGAAAUCUUCAUCUCUCAUCAUCCUCCCAGAGCCACUGCUGGAGCCCCAGGGUUCCCACUCUAGCAUCUGGGUGCCCGGCUCCGGAUAGUAGCCCAUUAGCAGACCUAGCUCUUCCUGGUUUUCCCCCAAGUUAACACCCUUAAACCCUCCAAGCCUCUGGCGUCCCCUGUUAGUGCUGAGGGCAAUACCAUCCUCCCGGUCCUCUAACUCCCAGAUCCAAUAAAGGUGCCAGGCCAAGCUGGGGCUGUCAA
This is a messenger RNA of Monodelphis domestica (gray short-tailed opossum), 3811 nucleotides long. RefSeq names its product MFSD2 lysolipid transporter B, sphingolipid (gene MFSD2B). Lineage: Eukaryota; Metazoa; Chordata; Mammalia; Didelphimorphia; Didelphidae. Gene Ontology annotation, cellular component: plasma membrane. The record is from RefSeq and is a predicted model, not a curated record. Gene Ontology annotation, biological process: carbohydrate transport; lipid transport. Gene Ontology annotation, molecular function: symporter activity; sphingolipid intramembrane carrier activity.